Messenger RNA from Propithecus coquereli (Coquerel's sifaka), 2462 nucleotides. It is a transcript of the gene SANBR, whose product is annotated as KIAA1841 ortholog. The coding region runs from base 183 to 2339 and encodes 718 amino acids. The transcript has 22 exons. The record is from RefSeq and is a predicted model, not a curated record. NCBI's taxonomy places the organism in Eukaryota, Metazoa, Chordata, Mammalia, Primates, Indriidae.
UUGGGAUUCCCGGAGGACACGCCGCACAGUGAGCCUCUGAGCCCAAGAUGAGGAAAUUGAGACACAGAGAUUAACUAAUCUGAAUUAGUUAAUACCUUAAGUGGUAGAAACGGUUACAAAUUUGCAGUCUGGCUCCAGAGUCUACACUCUUAACCAUUACACCAUACUGGCCCUUCAACAAGAUGAGUCGUGGAUAUUCAGAAAACAACAAUUUCGUGAACAAUAACAACCAAAUGGUGUUGGACAUGAUCCUUUAUCCAUUAAUUGGAAUCCCUCAGACCAUCAACUGGGAAACAGUAGCAAGGCUCGUGCCAGGAUUAACACCCAAAGAGUGUGCAAAAAGGUUUGAUGAACUGAAGAGCAGUGGAAGCUCACCUGUUGACAACCAGUAUAAUCCCCUAAUGGCUGCUGGAGAGAGUCCUGUUGAAACUUUAGCCACAUAUAUCAAAUCAUCGCUUCUUGACACACAGGGAGAAUUUCAGGAGACACCAGUUGGUCAGGAUGCAGUUUCCAAAACAGGAAGACAUAGUAUAGCUUCCACAAGGAAUUGUUCUUCAGAAAGUGAAAAUUGUACUACUCGUAAUGGUGGAGAAAAGACUGAAGAAUCUGAAGGGCCAAACAUGGUGAUCCAUGUAUGUGAUGAAGCAAAAAAUUUGAAAGAAGAUUUUAUUUGCCCACGAGAUCUUUUGAUAUCAGAAAUGAAGUACUUUGCUGAAUAUUUAUCUAUGGAUGCCCAGCGCUGGGAAGAGGUGGACAUUUCAGUUCAUUGUGACGUUCACAUUUUCAACUGGUUGAUAAAAUAUGUUAAAAGGAACACUGAGGAGAAUAAAGAUUGUGAGAUGCCCACUUUAGAGCCAGGAAAUGUCAUUUCAAUUCUUAUUUCAUCAGAAUUUUUGAAAAUGGAUUCAUUAGUUGAACAGUGUAUUCAGUAUUGCCACAAAAAUAUGAAUGCCAUAGUAGCUACCCCAUGCAACAUGAACUGUAUUAAUGCAAAUCUUCUUACACGUAUAGCUGAUCUGUUCACACACAAUGAAGUUGACGAUUUAAAGGACAAAAAAGAUAAAUUUAGAAGUAAACUUUUUUGUAAGAAGAUUGAAAGACUGUUUGAUCCUGAGUACUUGAAUCCAGAUUCUCGGAGUAAUGCAGCAACAUUGUAUAGAUGCUGUUUGUGUAAGAAACUUUUAACGAAAGAAACAGAAAGAAGAAUUCCUUGUAUUCCUGGAAAAAUCAAUGUGGAUCGACAUGGAAAUAUUGUCUAUAUUCACAUAAGAGAUAAGACUUGGGAUGUGCAUGAGUAUUUGAAUAGUCUUUUCGAAGAAUUAAAAUCUUGGAGAGAUGUAUAUUGGCGCUUGUGGGGAACAAUCAACUGGCUGACUUGUUCAAGAUGUUAUCAGGCAUUUCUCUGUAUUGAAUUUUCACAUUGUCAAUACCAUUCAGAAACAGUGGUUUAUCCUGCUGCAGCAAGUUUAUUGAAUACUGUUGGCACUGGAAUUUAUCCCUGCUGUAACCAAAAGGUUCUUCGGUUUGAUCCCACUCAGCUUACAAAGGGCUGUAAAGUGAGAGACCACGUGGUCACACUUCUUGAUCAAGGUGAAGGUGGAGAUUUGCUGUCCUGUCCAACUACUAGAAUACUGGAUGAUCUGCACAAGCACAAAGAUGUCAUUGCUGUGCCCUUUUCAAAAGACACAGUUAGUGAUCUUGGGGUUGGUCCCUGUGAUGAAAAGGGUCUAGAAUGUGAUGUUUUACUGGAGCCAAAUACACCAUGGGGCCCCAAAUCUGGGGAGCUCAAUGCUUUCUUGUCACUGAAAAACUGGACUCUGCAGCUGAAACAACAGUCAUUAUUUUCAGAAGAAGAAGAAUAUACCACUGGAUCUGAGGUCACUGAAGACGAAGUUGGAGAUGAAGAAGAAGUAUCCAAGAAACAAAGGAAAAAGGAGAAGCCAAAGAAAUUCACUAAACAGCCAAAAAAGCAGAUGUCUUCGCCCUGUACUCAGAAGAAAGAAAAGGCAUUGGAGAAGUCAGCUUCUAGAGAUGUGUCUCCUUUCGUUGUGAGUAUGCAGAAGAAUAAGUGGGAUGCCACAAGAUCCUUGAGAUUCAACCAGGAUGCACAAAGAGAAGAUGAUCAGCGGCGGAUGUCUGAAAUUACAGGGCACCUAAUAAAAAUGAGAUUGGGUGAUCUGGACCGAGUCAAAUCAAAGGAAGCAAAAGAAUUUGCAGGAGGUAUUUAUUCCAGGCUUGAAGCACAAAUCAAGGCCUCAAUGCCAGUUAGUGCACGGCAAAGCAACUCAGAGAAAAACACAAGGUCUAAAAGUCGUUUUGGUCAAGGGCGUCCUGCAUAAAGCACCUUUAAAUAAAACUAAAAAGACAGAAGGCACACUCCUGGUAUCUGAAAUCGCUCACUUCUCGAAGAUCUUCAGAACGAUGACUUUUAAAGUUUUAAUUUUUUAAGUUAUUGAUUAUUC